AUGGUUGUAUUUGACAAUAAUUUAAAUGAAUCCGAUUCAAUACAAUGUUAUUAUGGUGAAUGUGAUAGUUUAUUAGCUAAUUGUUGUAGUAAAACACAUUUAUCAUCAACUUUUAAAUUUCGUACAAUGAAUAGACAACGAAGACAGAUGGCCUUCGAAGCACUUCGACAAAUGAAAUUACAACAGCAAACAGAAAUUUUUUCCACAAGAUCAAAAAGACGUAGAAAUAAAAAACGUUUCUAUAGAGCACUAUGUUGUACUGACUUACACAUUAGUGAAAGUCAAUCAAGUGUUUAUUCUUCUGCAAUGGCUACUAUUAAAUCUAAAUCUCACAUUCCAUCAACAGGUCUUACUAAUGAAUUUUAUUUUGUAUCACAUAAACCUGAUGGUGAUAAUGAAAAAACACCACCAGUAUUAAUGCGUAGUAAACAUCGUUCAUCAAAUCUUCAAACUAUACCUAUUGAUAAUAUAUCAUCAACAUUAAAUAAUCGUCGUCCAAUAUCAUCACCUGUACGUUCUACAACAUAUGUUCUUCAACAACAUCAUAGAGUUCAUAAUAAUAAUAAUAAUAAUAUUAAUCAGAAGAAAAUUUCAUCACCUGUACAUCUACCGCCAUCAUCAGCAACACCAAUGACAUUAAAUAAAAAUCGACAAAUACAACAGCAACGUACCAAUUCCAAUCAUGAAAAGUUACCAUUAUCAACAGUUGAUUCAACAAUAACAAAUCAACACCUUACUUCUCGUACACAUACUGUAUUAACACCACGUCGUACGUCACCCAUGAUUAAAAAUACACCAAUAAAGACAGCAACAUCUACAUCAAGGUCCCCUCGCAUUGCAAAUACUCCACCAAUUCGUUCUUCUCGUCCAUCAGCACCAACACCACCAACACCAAUUCAACAACGUUCGCCACGUAUUCAACUUCGUCCUUCAAAUUUAACACCAACAUCUCAACGAACCAUAUCAUCAUCUCCAACAACAAAUAAAUCAAUUCGUCCUCAAUAUACAUUAUCAAAAUCACCUGACAAAUUACGAUCUGCUAAUGGUACAGUAACACGUCCACGACAACCACAAACGAUUGUUAAAAAAUCUAAAUUAAAUAAUACAAAUACUACAACUAAUAAUAUUAAAACACGUACAUCUGUUGUUGUUCAAUCUGCAUCAUCAUCAGUAGCAACUCCUCGUGUUUCUGAUCUUGAUGCAUUAAUGGCAGAAAAACAUAUUAUUAAUAAUAAUAAUAAUAACAAUGAUGAUGAUAAUAAUAAUAAUAAUAAAACAUCACAUAAUAUUGAAUUAAAAUCAACAAUUAUUUUUCCACCACCAAUAGUUAAUAAUAUUCGACGUUCAUUAUUUUCAACAGAUUCUGUUAAAGUAGUUCGACCUGUUCGUAGUCAAGAAUUAAAACUUUUUUCUUAUCAUUUAAUUACUGAACCAUUAUCAUUACCACAACCAUCACCAGCAUCUAAUGAAAUAUCAUGUGAAUCAAAUAUUGAUGAUACACUUUCAAUUUUAACUCCAUUAUCAGCAGGACAGAUAAUAGAUAAUAAAUUUGUUGAUAAUGAAAUCAUUAUAAAAAAUGAUGAUGCAUCGUCUAUUACUUCUGUUAUUACACGUGAUCUUUCUGAAGAUAGUCUUAAUGAACAUUAUCAUAUUAGAAAGUUACUUAAUGAUAAUGCAUUAACUUCAGCAAUUAACAAUGAUAAUAUACAAGAUAGUUCAUCAAAUGAAGAUAUUCCUGUAACAUCAUGGUCACGUAUACGUUCAUCAUGUGAAAGUAAUAUAUCACAUAUUGUACCAUUAAAAAGUGAAACAUCAACAAGUCCAGCUUUAUAUAAUGGUCCUAUACGACAAGAAGAUAUUCAUAUGGCUAGUGAUGGACGAUAUUUUCUUUUGAUUGAUGAUAAUUUAAGUAGUGAAGAAAGUCAAUUAAAUAAAACAACGUCAUCAUCAUUAUUAUCUCGGUCGAUUUCACCAUUGAUAAAAACAUCAAUAACAUCAUUAAAAAAAGAUAAAAAUCUUAUACAUCGUUUAGUAUUUCCACCACGUCUUGGUCGAAUAUUAUUUUAUCGUCGAAUAUUAUCAGAUUCAGAUAUAUAUCAAAAACUUUGUUCAAAAGAUAAUGAAAUUAAUCAUAAUGUAUAUCAUUUAGAUACAAUACGUGAUUAUUCAAUGGAAUUUUAUAUGUUAACAACAUAUGCUUCUGAUUCACAAUUACGAGCUUGGCUUGAUAGUAAUUAUGAUGAUAUUGUCAAUAAUACUUGUUAUUUCGAUGAUAAUCGAUAUCAAUCACUUGAUGAUGAUGAUGAUGAUGAUGAUGAUGAUGAUUUAGAUAGAAAUCAAAUAAAAAUGAAUAGUAGUAGUGAUAGUAUUAUUCGUGAAGACGAUUUAAGUCAUUUACAAGGUGAUGAAGAACUUGAUUGGUAUUCUGAACUUGAAUCAUUUAAUAUAUCACCAAAUAAUCCACAGUGGAAACAUGAAAAUGUAUCAAGUUGUUCAAGUGAGGAUCAUGUUGGAGAAUUAUUACGUGCUGAACAGUUUUCUGUAUCGAGUUUAACAACAACAACAUCAGCUGAUUCAUCAAGUUCAACUGGUCUAAUAUCAGCUUCAUGGCCAUUAACAAAUGGUAUUAAUUAUCAAGUUCAUUGUCAGCGUUCAUCUCAAUCUCUAAAUUCACCUCCAUUAUCAAACUUUGAUGAUCAAAGUCAUACAAUUUUAAAAGAAAUUUUAACAUAUCCAUGGACAAAUGAAAUAUCAAAUACAAAUAUCAAUCGUCAAGAAACAAGAAAUGAUCAUACUGAUAAUCAUACAUCAUCAUCUAUUGUUCCUGAUGAAUUUCAACCUGAUUUCUAUUAUUUAUGUCCACUUAAAAAUACCACAAGUUUUGUUAAAACCGAUGAAAAAUCCGAUGGUAUUCAAAGACAAUUAUCCCAUGAUGUAUAA
Rotaria sordida is the source of this 2940-nucleotide messenger RNA. NCBI's taxonomy places the organism in Eukaryota, Metazoa, Rotifera, Eurotatoria, Philodinida, Philodinidae. The record is from the annotation of a GenBank genome assembly.